AUGGAUGUGUUUUUCUUGUUUGCAGAUAUCUCAAUAAGCUUGCUGUCCCUAGUUGUCACGGCCUGUGGUCUUGCUCUGUUUGGUGUGUCUCUGUUCGUGUCCUGGAAGCUCUGCUGGAUCCCUUGGCGAGAGCGUGGUCUGCCGUUCGGGAACAAAGACAACAAGCAGGAAUCCCUGAACUACACAGACACAGACACCAAUGACCGAGACUACAGCGAGGAUUAUCUGGGUCAGCCUACAGCCUAUCCCGAGUCCUCCAUGAAGAUCAGCCACACCUCCCCCGACAUUCCCUUGGACACGCAGGCGGGAGCGAAGGAGAACUGUGCGCACAAUGCGCGAAUGCAUCGCCAGGUCACCGAACCCACCUCUUCUGCUCGGCAUAAUUCGAUACGGAGACAGCUCAACCUCUCCAACCCUGACUUCAACAUCCAGCAGGUGCAGAAACAGGAGCAGCUGACAGGGAUUGGCCGCAUUAAGCCAGAGCUGUACAAACAAAGAUCAGUGGACACAGACGAUGGCCGGAGGGGUAAUACCAAGGCAUGUGGAAGACUGAACUUUAUUCUCAAAUACGAUUGUGAUUUGGAGCAGCUGAUCGUGAAGAUACACAAGGCCAUCAACCUGCCUGCCAAGGACUUCUCUGGAACUUCAGAUCCAUACGUGAAGAUAUAUCUGCUUCCCGAUAGGAAAACAAAACACCAGACUAAAGUGCACAGAAAGACCCUAAAUCCAGUAUUUGAUGAAGUUUUUUUAUUUACUGUCCCGUACAAUGAUCUCAACACAAGGAAACUCCAUUUCUCUGUGUAUGACUUUGACAGAUUCUCCAGGCAUGACUUGAUUGGCCAAGUGGUAGUGGAUAAUUUUUUAGAUUUGGCAGAUUUUCCCAGGGAAUGUAAUAUUUGGAAGGAUAUUGAAUAUGUCACCAAUGAUAACGUGGAUCUUGGUGACCUUAUGUUUUCACUCUGCUACCUUCCAACAGCUGGUAGACUAACUAUUACAAUAAUAAAGGCAAGAAAUUUAAAGGCAAUGGAUAUCACAGGAGCAUCAGAUCCCUACGUGAAGGUUUCUUUAAUGUGUGAAGGAAGGCGACUAAAGAAAAGAAAAACUUCCACCAAGAGGAAUACCCUUAAUCCCGUUUAUAAUGAAGCCAUAGUCUUUGACGUCCCUCCAGAAAACAUUGACCAAAUUAACUUGUGGAUAGCUGUUAUGGAUUAUGACCGUGUAGGUCACAAUGAGGUCAUUGGAGUGUGUCAAGUAGGCAACGAUGCAGAAAGUCUAGGUCGUGACCACUGGAACGAAAUGCUCUCCUACCCUCGGAAACCCAUUGCUCACUGGCAUCCUCUUGUAGAG
Messenger RNA from Acanthisitta chloris (rifleman), 1347 nucleotides. It is a transcript of the gene SYT9, whose product is annotated as synaptotagmin IX. The annotation marks the transcript as partial. The record is from RefSeq and is a predicted model, not a curated record. Gene Ontology annotation, biological process: cellular response to calcium ion; regulation of dopamine secretion; calcium-ion regulated exocytosis. The transcript is spliced from 5 exons. NCBI's taxonomy places the organism in Eukaryota, Metazoa, Chordata, Aves, Passeriformes, Acanthisittidae. Gene Ontology annotation, cellular component: membrane; dense core granule. Gene Ontology annotation, molecular function: SNARE binding; phosphatidylserine binding; calcium ion binding.